This is a messenger RNA of Vespa mandarinia (Asian giant hornet), 1151 nucleotides long. It is a transcript of the gene AIMP3, whose product is annotated as aaRS-interacting multifunctional protein 3. Lineage: Eukaryota; Metazoa; Arthropoda; Insecta; Hymenoptera; Vespidae. The record is from RefSeq and is a predicted model, not a curated record. Gene Ontology annotation, cellular component: nucleus; aminoacyl-tRNA synthetase multienzyme complex; cytoplasm. Gene Ontology annotation, biological process: positive regulation of DNA damage response, signal transduction by p53 class mediator.
AAAAUAUUAUAUCAGAGAAUAAAUUUCUGAAUCUUAUUUUGAAUUUAAUCUUUAAAAAGUAAAAGUGUAUAUACAUAGCUAUAGUAUAGCCAUCUGCAUGGUUGUUCCAAUGUGUUACAAAGCGACUAACAUAACCUUAAUUUAGCACUAUAUUAUUGUUUCGAAAAAAUUUUACGAUAUUUCCUUAAUAACUUUUUUAUAAGAUGGUUGUGUGUAAUCGUGAAUGUAUAGAUAAAAUUAUAAAAUAUCUAGAUGUUUCUCCAGACAAGUUAUGCUCCUGUGAAGAUAAUGUAGCAAAUAUUGGUCAUCUACAUGCAGACGAAUCCGUUAUGUAUUUUACUACUUUUAUACAAGCUUUGGUGAAGAAUUCGAGAUAUCCCAACAUACUUGGUGAUGAUAAAGAAACACAGGCUUUGACGCGUCAAUGGUUAGAAUAUAUAAUAAAUUGUGUUAAUUAUGCAGAUACUCCUGCUCAUGCAAAAAGAGUUUUAAAGGAAUUAAAUGCAGCAUUGAGUGAUCAUACUUAUUUAAGUGGUACAAAGCAAACCAUUGCAGAUAUUGUACUUUAUUAUACCUUAUAUAAAAUAAUGAGUGAAUUAAGUCACCAAGAGAAGGCACAAUAUGUCCAUGUAUCUAGAUGGUUUGACAAUGUACAACAAGAUAAAAAAGUGAGGCAGACAUUGGAUUCAAUCUCAUUCAAUUUGAUGCAUCUAUUCUUAUGAAGUAAAUAAGUUAUUUGAUUAUUUUGUAUACUAUUAUUAUAUACAGUCGAUAUUCAUGAAAAAAUAUAUAAUACAACCGAGGAAAUACUUAUUUUAAAUGUGUGCAAUUUAAAAUAAAUUGUUGUAUAUUUAAUAAUAACUUGUCAAUAAUAUAAAUAUAAUUUAUAAGUAUAAACUUAUCAAAAAAAUUAAGCGUAGUAUUUUUGUCAAUCGAGUAGAAGGAUCAGCUAAAAGAUGGCGUUAGUGCUUUAAUUCUGUUGUCGAUAACAAAAGUAUGUUUGUUUGAUCUGGAUAUUUUUUCGAGUAAUAAGCAUAUUCAUAGUUUAUAAAUAAUGUAGGAGUACAAACGAAAUAGUUUAAUGUAAGAAUCAAUCGUUGUGAUAGAAAUAAAAAUGAUAACGUCAAUCAGCGUCAUCUACCGAAUUAAAA